Messenger RNA from Lodderomyces oxycetoniae, 1248 nucleotides. RefSeq names its product succinate--CoA ligase (GDP-forming) subunit beta (gene LSC2). Gene Ontology annotation, molecular function: ATP binding; succinate-CoA ligase (ADP-forming) activity. The transcript has 2 exons. Gene Ontology annotation, biological process: succinyl-CoA metabolic process; tricarboxylic acid cycle. The coding region runs from base 1 to 1248 and encodes 415 amino acids. Gene Ontology annotation, cellular component: mitochondrion; succinate-CoA ligase complex. NCBI's taxonomy places the organism in Eukaryota, Fungi, Ascomycota, Pichiomycetes, Serinales, Debaryomycetaceae. The record is from RefSeq and is a predicted model, not a curated record.
AUGUUGUCAAGAUCAAUUACUCGAAUCUCAAGAUCUGCUUUCCAGCAAAAGAGAUGUUUAUCUUUACAUGAAUUUCGCUCAGCUGCAUUGUUGAGUAAGUACGGUGUGCCAAUCCCCAAGGGGUUCCCAGCUACUACUGCUGAGGGCGCGUACGAAGCUGCUAAGAAAUUGGGUACAAACGAGUUGGUCAUCAAGGCACAGGCAUUGACUGGAGGCCGUGGUAAGGGACACUUUGACUCUGGUUUACAAGGCGGUGUCAAGUUGAUUUCUUCCCCCGAAGAAGCUAGAGACUUGGCCAAACAAAUGUUGGGUCACAAAAUUAUUACUAAACAAACUGGUGCUGCUGGUAAAAUAGUUACUGCUGUUUACAUUGUUGAGAGAAGAGACGCUGAGAAGGAAGCUUAUCUUGCCAUUUUAUUAGACAGAACCGCACAAACGCCGGUGAUUGUUGCAUCUGCUCAAGGUGGUAUGGACAUUGAAGGUGUUGCUGAAAAGGACCCCAAUGCAAUCAAGACUUUCCCCGUUUCACUAGAUGCAAAUCUUCCCAUUGAAAAAGCUACAGAAGUUGCAUCUGCCUUGGGAUUUUCUCAGGAGGCAAUUCCUCAAGCUGCUGAAACAAUUCAAGGUUUAUUCAAGUGCUUUAUAGAGCGUGACUGUACACAAGUUGAGAUAAACCCAUUAUCUGAGACUCCAGACCAUCAGGUGUUGGCAAUGGAUGCCAAAUUGGGCUUCGACGAUAAUGCAGCAUUCCGUCAGCAAGAAGUGUACUCGUGGAGAGAUCCUACUCAAGAAGAUCCCGAAGAAAUGGAAGCUAGUAAAUACGGAUUGAAUUUUAUCAAAUUGGACGGUAAUAUCGCAAACAUCGUUAAUGGUGCCGGUUUAGCCAUGGCCACUAUGGAUAUCAUUAAAUUAUACGGUGGUGAACCUGCUAACUUCUUGGACUGUGGUGGUACCGCGACCCCGGAAACUAUUGAAAAGGCUUUUGAGUUGAUUUUGUCGGAUAAAAAAGUGAAUGGUAUUUUUGUUAACAUCUUUGGUGGUAUUGUCAGAUGCGACUAUGUCGCCAAGGGGUUGAUUGCCGCCACCAAGAACUUCAAAUUGGAGAUCCCCGUUGUUGUGAGAUUGCAGGGUACAAAUAUGGCUGAGGCAAAGAAAAUGAUUGACGAAUCCGGUUUGAAAUUGUAUUUCUUUGAAGAUUUGGAUCCUGCAGCACAGAAAAUUGUUUCAUUGGCUCCAAAGCAAACAUAA